Molecule: messenger RNA, 340 nt
Organism: Staurois parvus
Lineage: Eukaryota; Metazoa; Chordata; Amphibia; Anura; Ranidae
Source: the annotation of a GenBank genome assembly
AUGAACCAAAGCCGAGAGAGACGGGUGAAGGCGGUACAGCUCCUCAUAAUGGUGCUGGUCAUCUUCACAGUCUGUUUCACUCCCAUUCAUGUUAGUCAAGUGGUUUUCUGUGUCCGCAGUGAGGUGUCUCGGGAUAUCAUCCUCAUUGUGUACCAUGUCACAGUAACUUUGAGUAGUUUUAAUAGUUGUAUGGAUCCCAUUGUCUAUUGUUUUGUUACUAGCCAUUUCCAAUCCGCUAGGAUAAGUAUUUUCAGAGAACAACCGUCACCAAUUCCUUUUUAACAGUCCCUGCCCGUGCCGCAGGCAGCUCGCCCUGGAGGCUAGGAAAAUACAGGAGUAA